AUGAUUGAAACAUGGCUUAAUUCCCUAACCAUUAGGCGGACAUCACAUGCAAUUGGCCUUUCACCUAUUCGUUUUUCCCCGGAUCCGAUCCGGGUCUGCGAUGGCGAGAGUCUCUCGACUUUUCUCUCGAUCAUGCAAAACAACGCGCAAGCGCUCCUCAAUUAUCUUCCAACUUAUCUUACCUCAUACAGUUAUCCAUGGCCUUUCGAUAAUCCAACCGAUUACCCACGAUGUCAACAAGCUCGAGCCGAUUUCUCGCCGUUAAUUUCAAAAACCGAGCGCCGCAUCGCCAUUGAUGUGAUCAAAUUGGAAAACGGUACUCUGAAACUGUUUUAUGGCACAAAUCCAUCAAACGAAAAGGGAUUUUGCACGAAACCGAAAAUCGAAUCAAAAAGCAUCGAUCUCGUCGAUCAACAAAAAGUCGCCGUUUCAGCGGAAUGCUUUCAUCUCGAGUUUUGUCCCCUUCAAAAUGGCACAAAAGAUCGUUUUGGUUUUGUGGUGAAGGCGAGUCGAGCGCCGGUCGAUCCGAAACUCGUCGAAUGCAAGCUGACUUACACGUUGAGCACCGAGAACCCACAAGUUCUCCUCAACUUCCAAAAUAUCUACAUCCAAGAGGGUACACAUCUCGAGGUGUAUUUUUUCUGCUACAGGCUCGUCUCACCAAAGAAAGUCGCGUCUAUU
This is a messenger RNA of Mesorhabditis belari, 681 nucleotides long. Lineage: Eukaryota; Metazoa; Nematoda; Chromadorea; Rhabditida; Rhabditidae. The record is from the annotation of a GenBank genome assembly.